Molecule: messenger RNA, 516 nt
Organism: Cylicostephanus goldi
Lineage: Eukaryota; Metazoa; Nematoda; Chromadorea; Rhabditida; Strongylidae
Source: the annotation of a GenBank genome assembly
AUGUUACUGUUGGUCCUUGUUUCUCUACCGUUAUUGGCAUUAUCUGCUGAUCCAGUCGUUGUGCAGGAUGGUGAUGCAAAUGUUAAGAACAUUGCUCCCGAGACGACAAUAGGUCCAUUGCCGGCUUAUAUCUACAAACCGGGUCCUGACCAUAAGUUCAAGUAUGCUAACUACAAACAUUUCCCGCUGCCAUCUUCCACCGAAGAAACACCAGUAGCUGUUGAAAUCUCCGUCGCAGCCCCAUUAACCAUAGAAAAUCCAGUACCAGAGCCACCACCACCGCCACCAGUGCCAGUGAUUCUCUCACCGUACUUCAUACCGUACUUCAGCCGCUUGCCGCUAGACAACGACUACUUGCUGAUGUCAAGGCAACAAGAGCUUCCGCCUACUUUUGCUGAUUAUCUCUCAAGAAAAGCCUAUGGAAAUGGACCCAGAUAUGGAGACUAUAUUGGAGCUGAGAAAUUUUUCGCGCAGCUCCAAAAGGAAAAAGUAGUGAAGAAGAUUGACGGCGUCUGA